UCUCUCUCUCUCUGCUCUGCUGUCCUUCAGUGCUCUGUCACAGCAGCCCCCCCUGCGGCACGCUCCCCUGCUUCUCAAGGCUCACACUACUGGCAAGAUCAAAUACGCAAGAAAACUGGGAUACUGCUGGUGGAAGAGGGUAAAGCAAUAAAGGCAGGUUAAUCCAGCAAACAAACAAAAUAAUUGGAUAACACUCUGCCCUGGCUCACAGGAGAAGCAGUCUGCAGCAUUUUGAAGAACCAGCGCUUGUCUGCAAUACAACAGUAAAGAGGUAACCAUGCGCUCUCGUAUUAACAGCAUGGAGAAUCCUGUGAAGAUGAAGCGUACCCAGCAUCGCGCUUGCUCCAGACGCAGGAACUCUGACUGCGAGGACACUGCCAGCAGUGAGACAGGGAGAGCCAAACGGACAGUCAGGGAGAAGGACUCCUCAGAGGACACCGGGACUGUCCUGAGGAACCACAAGAGAGGAGCUGGGCGGAGCCACAAGGCAGGGGGUGUGGCUACAGGGAAGGGCAGGGAUCUCCCCCGGGAUGACCUGCUCUUUCUGCUCAGCAUGCAGGAGGGGGAGCUCCAGGCUCGCGAUGAGGUCAUCACUGUCCUCAAAGCGCAGAAGAUCGACUUGGCUCUGCUAGAAGCCCAGUACGGCUUUGUGACCCCACAGAAUGUCUUGCAGGCCCUCCAGAGAGAUGCCAUCCAGGGGAGGGCCACACAGUGGCAGGAAGACAUUUACGAGAAGCCUGUGGCUGAGUUAGACAAGGUGGUGGAGAAGCAGAAGGAGACAUACCGACGCAUGUUAGAGCAGCUGCUCCUUGUUGAGAAGUCCCACAAGAAAACCAUCUAUGAGCUGGAGGACGAGAAGAGGAAGCACACAGAGUACAUGCAGAAGAGCGACGAAUUCACCACCCUGCUGGAACAGGAGUGCGAGAGAUUGAAGCUGCUUAUUGAACAGGAGAAAACCUACCAGGCACGAAAGGAGAAAGAGAACAACAAGAACGUGGGCAAGCUAAAGGAGGAGCUGACCAAGCUGAAAUCCUUUGCUCUUCUGGUGGUGGACGAGCAGCAGAGACUUUCCGAGCAGCUCACACAGCAGAGCAGCAAGGUCCAGGAACUAACAGCCAGCACUGCCCAGGCCCAGGAGAAGCUGAGUGCUGCCCAAGCCAGGGCACAGGAAGAAGAGCAUAAAGUCUACUGUCUGGAGGCUGAGCUUCAAGACCAAGCCAACCACUUCUAUCAGGAGAAGGAGGCCAUGACUGCCAAGUUGACCAAUGAGGAAGCCCAGAACCGGCAGCUCAAACAGAAGCUGGCCACUCUGAGCAGGCAGAUUGAUGAGCUGGAGGAGACCAACAAGACACUGAGGAAAACAGAGGAGGAACUCCAGGACCUGAAGGACAAGAUCAACAGGGGAGAGUGUGGUAACUCCAGCAUGAUGUCCGAGGUGGAGGAGCUGAGGAAGAGAGUUCUCGAGAUGGAAGGGAAGGAUGAGGAACUCAUCAAGAUGGAGGACCAGUGCCAGGACCUCAAUAGAAAGCUGGAGAAAGAGUUUGGACAAAGCCGGAGUUUGAAGGGUGAGGUGGACAAGCUGAAUCGCAGGAUCAUGGAGCUUGAAAAGCUGGAAGAUGCUUUUGGUAAGAGCAAGCAAGAAUGUGGCUCGCUCAAGUGCAACCUGGAGAAAGAGAGGGCAGUGACCAAGCAGCUGUCUAAUGAGUUGGACUCUUUAAAGGUGAGAAUCAGGGAGCUGGAGGCCAUUGAAUCCCAGCUGGAGAAGACAGAACUUACACUGAAAGAGGACCUCAACAAGCUAAAGACACUGACAGUCAUGCUAGUUGAUGAAAGGAAAUCCAUGGCAGAGAGGCUGAAGCAGACAGAGGAGAAGCUCCAUUGUGCCACAGGAAAGUUGCAGACAGAACAAAAGAAGGUGACAUCAGUGACUGAGAAGCUAAUUGAAGAGAGCAAGAAAGCCCUGAAGUCCAAGGCAGAGCUUGAGGAGAAGAUGUAUAGUUCUAUCAAGGACAGAGAUGAGCUGAUAUCCAAACUAAAGGCAGAGGAGCAAAGGGGAAAUGACUUGCAGUCCAAGGUUACAAUGAUGAAAAAGAGGAUGCAGUCCUUGGAAGCCAUGGAAAGGGAGUCUUUGAGGAACAAGGCCAAACAGGAGCACAUGAAGGUUCCUUCUGGCACCAGCUUAGACAAAAAUGACAAUAAAGUCAAAGAUCUAACACAGGAGGUGGAAAGGCUGAGGCGUAAGCUGAAGGAGAUGAGAGCUGUGGAAGAUGACCAGGUGAAAACAGAAGAUAACUUUGAAUCUCUGGAAAAGAGGUACACCAAUGAGCACGACAGGGCAAAUACCCUAAUUGAGGAGCUGGAAGCCUCGAGACAGGAGUUAUCUAAAUACCAGCUAGCAGAGAAGGCAGAGUCUAACCAGGAGCACAUACUCUACAAACGGCUGAAAGAAGAGGAGGCCAAGUCCAGUCACCUCACAAGAGAAGUUGAAGCUCUGAAAGAAAAGAUACACGAGUACAUGACAACUGAGGACUCAAUCUGCCAGCUGAGAGGGCAGCAAGGCAUAAUGCAAAGGAAACUGACACAGCAGGAGAGCAAGAACAAAGAGCUGGCUCGGGAAAUGGAAAACCUCACCAAGGAGCUGGAGAGAUACAGGCGGUUCAGCAAAAGCCUGAGGCCCGGAUUGAACGGCAGAAGGUUUUCAGACCUGCAGGUCUCCUCCAAGGAGGUGCAGACAGACCAGUCAGACAACGAACCCCCAGAUUACAAAAGCUUGGCUCCUUUGGAACGUGCUGUGGUCAAUGGUAAACUGUAUGAGGAAAGUGAUCCCGAGGAUGAUCUCAAUUACGAUGAGCAGCCUAUCACCAAAUGCAACACAUUAGUUGUUAACAAUGCCAACAACCUUAACAACAACAGAAAGGCAAGGGUGCCCUGGGUGAAAGUCAGAGAAAGUCAUCCCCCUUUGAACGGUAAAGUGACACCAAGGCAAAAUGGGAAUCGCAUGCAGCCAAGGGAUCUGGUUCUUACUCACACACCAGGUCGGCCCUUGCACAUCAAAGUGACCCCGGACCAUGGGCAAAACACAGCCGUGCUGGAGAUCAGCAGCCCUACUUCAGAGAAUGCCCACUCUUACACCAGCACUGCCGUGAUCCCCAACUGUGGAGGUGUGCCCAAGCAGAGGAUAACCAUUAUCCAGAAUGCCUCAAUCUCCCCUGCAAGAUCUAAAGCCUCUCCCACUUCCGAUGGAUACUGCACCCCUGAAAGGGCCAUCUCGCCACUCACCAUGGCAACAUACUCCAGAGCCAUAACUCCAGACUCAAGUGGCUCCAUAACCCCAGACAGGGCAAUGUCACCCAUACAAAUAGUGGCCGUCACCAAUGGUUCUUCAGAGCGAUCCCUAUCCACGGAACCAGUGGAGGUCAGUGCCGGGCACACAGUAUUCCGGGUGACACCAGAGAGACAGCACAGCUGGCAACUGCAGAGGUCAAACAGUACGAGUCCCAACAUCAUUACCGCUGAGGACAACAAAAUCCACAUCCACUUAGGGAGCCCCUAUAUUCAGGCCAUUACCAACACAUCCAAGCCCUCAAGCCUCUCCUGCCCUUCUGGUCAGGAGAACAGAACUCAAGCUUUAACAAACGGCACACCCAUUAAGCCCUCCAACAAAAUCACAAGCAGCAUCACAAUUACACCAGCAACCUCCCCGAUCCCACGGCCUUCACAAAUUACAAUCCCAGCAGAAACAUUCUGGCGCCCAGGUCCAACUAGGAUUCCUAAACCGAAGGCUUCCAGUACAACGAAACUACUGUCCAGCACAACCUGUACUGCUUUCAAAACUCAACAAGUGAUCCAGCCAGGAAAAAGCCACAUUAUAAAAACUGGACCUGGCAACCUAAAUGUCACAAACCAAAAAUUAUGAACUGUCCUUAUAUUUUAUUUGAUUCAUGUGCAGAACAGAAGUCUGUGUCAACCCUUGCCAAACGCACUCUGCUUCCCUAUUAUACUAUGGUACACUAAUAGAGCUCUCUCAAAGUUAGCUUAAGUUAAUUGAUUAGUUUUUAUCAUGAAUCUCUAAGACACUUCAUCAAAGAAAGAUGGAAUGUUAUCUGUAUUACAGUAUGUUACUGAAAUGGUUUUGGGCUCUUACCAUACCAAAUGAUAAUGAAGUUAAUGCUAAAUGAAUGGCGAUACAAUUACCAUUUGAUUGAACAGUACACAUAAGAGCCAAGGAGCUGUGCUCGGGUAUUUUUAUACAAUCCCCCCAUAUUUAAUAUGCCGUCUGCAUGUUGCCAAUAUCAGUCAUAGAUAGGAUGCUAAUCUGUACAGACCUGCACUUUGAAAGACUGCAUUAAAUAUGA
Messenger RNA from Polyodon spathula (Mississippi paddlefish), 4355 nucleotides. RefSeq names its product filamin A-interacting protein 1-like. The transcript has 6 exons. The coding region runs from base 278 to 3916 and encodes 1212 amino acids. The record is from RefSeq and is a predicted model, not a curated record. NCBI's taxonomy places the organism in Eukaryota, Metazoa, Chordata, Actinopteri, Acipenseriformes, Polyodontidae.